AAGUGUGCGAGCGUUUGAAGGCGACGCGGACGCUCACUGCAAACGGCGGGGUUUGAACCGUACUGAAAACAGAACCGUCACAGAUCACCAUGGAUAUGUUCUGCUGAGGCGGCGCGCUGAACCGGCCGAAGAUAUCCCUUGUUUUUAGACUUUUUAUUUGUAUACAAACAAAAUGUUGGAUAAAAGGAUCGUUGACCUGCGUUCGGAUCAGCUGGAAGGCGUAAGAGCAAAAAAUGUUAAAGAGCACUUUGAGAAACAAUACAAGAUGGGAUCCCUCCUGGGAAGUGGCGGGUUCGGUUCUGUGUUCUCCGGACAGCGCAUUUCAGACGGACUACAGGUCGCUAUCAAACAAAUAUCCUGUGACCGGAUUCAGCAGUGGGCCAGUCUGCCUGCUACAGCGAACAAAGUCCCCAUGGAGAUCGCCCUGCUCCUGCGUCUGGGUGGAGGGUCGCCGGCCGGUCACCGCGGCAUCAUCCGGAUGCUCGACUGGUUUGAGAUGCCAGGUCAGGGGUACCUCAUCGUGUUUGAGAAGCCCCAGCAGUGCCAGGAUCUGUUCGACUUCAUCACUGAACGCGGGGCCCUGGAGGAGCCGGUUGCGCAGAGAUUCUUCAAACAGGUAAUCGAGGCCCUGCAGUUCUGCCACUCUAAGGGAAUCGUGCACCGGGACAUCAAAGACGAGAACAUCCUCGUCGACACUCGCACCGGAGACGUCAAAAUCAUUGACUUCGGAUCUGGUGCUCUACUGAAGGACUCCGUUUACACUGACUUUGAAGGGACCAGAGUCUACAGCCCUCCGGAGUGGAUCCUCCAGCAGCGCUACAGCGCUCGUCCGCUCACCGUGUGGUCGCUGGGGGUACUUCUCUUUGACAUGGUCUGCGGAGACAUUCCCUUUGAGCGGGACGCUGACAUUGUACACGGCACUCCGAGUUUCACUAAACGCAUCUCCAAAGAAUGCCAGUCUCUGAUUCACUGGUGCCUUUCGUACAGGCCGGAGGAACGGCCCAGUCUGGAGCAGAUUUUGCAGCAUCCUUGGAUGAUGGAGAGCACCGAGGACAUUGGAGAUUUGCAAGCAGAAAGCAAUAUUAAGCAAAGCCUUUAAAUCCCAAAAGACUUUGGACUCGUUUCAGAAUUUUCACACACACACACACUGUUUUGUUUCACACACUGGACUUCCUGAACUCUAGUUGCUGGCUUCUGGAUUCUUCCUUAUUUAUUUUUUUUGUUUGACUGCCUUCAACGUUUUUUUGUUGUUUCAUUUGGACUCGGGAUCUAUGCUUCUAUUCGGCCCUGGAUUGCUGCAGGUUUACUUUAUGAACGAAUAUUUCCCACAACUACAACCAUCACAGCUCAGUGCGACUUUUUUUUGUAUUUAUUGUAUUUAUUUUUUUUUUUCAACCACGUAAUAAUUUAUUUUUUGCGAGAAUUUCAGAAGCGGUAAACUGUGUUCGUCUUGUUUUGUUGGUUGUUUUGAAGUUCUAACUGACUUAAACGACAGUAGGUGGACUAUUUACCGCAGUUAUUUACCAGACUGCGAUGAUACCUGGUUUUACAGGUUUCUGUUGUACAGUGAUAUUCUCUCCCUGUUCUAAGGGGAUUCAAAAAGACUGGAUCCGCUUUCCAGUCUUUUGACGGGGGGCCCGGCGGAACAAUAAUUCGGGCUGGCGUGAAUCUGUUCCCAUUGAUCAACACGCUUUCUCAAAGAAGGUGCGACAGAAGAGAAGAGGAACAUUCCUGUGGAUCCUGUUUACUCUAAAUGAACCGAUUCCCUAGAUGGAUUCCUCAGAGCCAUUACUAAGCUGGCUUUUGGUUUCUGUCUGUAUUGUUUGUCACAUACCUGCGCUGUAACUUAAAGAAUGCUGUCAGGAGGCUUUGUACUGAUCAAACUCGGCUGUGUGUCAUUUUGUUUGAAGUUCCCAAAAGUCAGCAUGUUAACUAACUAGGGUUUCAACCACUAACCCACUGUUGAUGUUUACUAAAAAAGGGCCCGUGGGCUUUUCCUAAUCGUCUGAUCACUCGCCAGAGAGAUCUGCCUUACUGCGAGGCAAACACGCAUAAUGCCAGAUUCGUUUGAUUCAGAUUUGAAAUCUGGAAGCAAAGCGAGACUCUUAAAUUCGUAAGUGAUUUUCUUGGAGCCGAAACAGCAUUGGCAUGUUCGAAUCGUUUGAUCCGAGACUUUAAAAUCUCCGAAAAUAGACUUUGAACAUGUUCGCGUCAGACCUUUCCUAACAUGACAUGUAAACGGAUCCACGUAAACACUGGGGUAUUUUCGAUACAGUCAGUUUUCUUUUUUCUUGUCAUAAAAAAAAUAAAAUCCUGGCGUUUUUUGCUUGGAUUGGCACAAACAUUUGCUGUAAAUACUUGUGUAUUCAACGAUGUGCUGUGGCUGUUGUCACAUGAUGUUUAAUUUAAGAGAUUCUAUGAAUAAAAAAUAUAGAUGCGAGCCGUCUAUAUUUAAAGAAA
This is a messenger RNA of Puntigrus tetrazona (Sumatra barb), 2460 nucleotides long. It is a transcript of the gene pim2, whose product is annotated as Pim-2 proto-oncogene, serine/threonine kinase. Gene Ontology annotation, molecular function: ATP binding; protein serine/threonine kinase activity. Gene Ontology annotation, cellular component: cytoplasm. Bases 173 to 1099 code for a protein of 308 amino acids. Gene Ontology annotation, biological process: negative regulation of apoptotic process; regulation of mitotic cell cycle; protein autophosphorylation. NCBI's taxonomy places the organism in Eukaryota, Metazoa, Chordata, Actinopteri, Cypriniformes, Cyprinidae. The transcript has 7 exons. The record is from RefSeq and is a predicted model, not a curated record.